Nestor notabilis (Kea) is the source of this 320-nucleotide messenger RNA. RefSeq names its product guanidinoacetate N-methyltransferase (gene GAMT). Lineage: Eukaryota; Metazoa; Chordata; Aves; Psittaciformes; Psittacidae. Gene Ontology annotation, cellular component: nucleus; cytoplasm. Gene Ontology annotation, biological process: creatine biosynthetic process. The record is from RefSeq and is a predicted model, not a curated record. Gene Ontology annotation, molecular function: guanidinoacetate N-methyltransferase activity. The annotation marks the transcript as partial. The transcript is spliced from 3 exons.
GGAUCCUGUAUGACACCUACCCGCUGUCAGAGGAGACCUGGCACACACAUCAGUUCACCUUCAUCAAGGACCAUGCCUUCCGCUUGCUGCAGCCCGGCGGGGUCCUCACCUACUGCAACCUGACCUCCUGGGGGGAGCUGCUGAAGACCAAGUACACUGACAUCGAGAAGAUGUUUGAGGAGACCCAGGUAGGGCACCUGUUGGAGGCCGGGUUCAAGAAAGAGAACAUCAGCACCGCGGUGAUGGACCUGGUCUCCCCCAAGGACUGCAGGUAUUACUCCUUCCAGAAGAUGAUCACCCCCACCAUCGUUAAGUACUGA